Messenger RNA from Stegastes partitus (bicolor damselfish), 3498 nucleotides. RefSeq names its product photoreceptor cilium actin regulator 1 (gene pcare1). NCBI's taxonomy places the organism in Eukaryota, Metazoa, Chordata, Actinopteri, Pomacentridae. Bases 1 to 3498 code for a protein of 1165 amino acids. The record is from RefSeq and is a predicted model, not a curated record. The transcript is spliced from 2 exons.
AUGGGCUGCUCACCAUCCAAAGGUAACAAUUUUGGCACUCUGGGUGCCAUGAGGAAGGGGAGAAUGCUACCCCCUGCACCUCUAGAAAGCCCCAGAGAUUCUCAAUUUGAAGUUGGAGAGAAUCAUAGCUCGCCUGGAUCAACAGAUGGGGAUACAAAGGAGAAAAAGGCAGCUGGUCAAACCCAGGUAUUUCAGAAAGAGGCAAACAUGACACCACAAAAAAAGAGAUCCGUGACUGAGCAAUUGAACAUGGAAGCAGUGAACAUGGAUAAAUUAGGGAAUCAAGGAACGGACAGCGUCACAGUGUCACAGAGGAAAGAGAAAAACGUUGACAAGCAAGAUGUAGCAGAGAAAAAGUCCAUCAGAAAACCAAAGAAAAAUACAAAAGGUACAAAAGGUCCUAAAAAGAAAGACAAGGACAAAGACAAACUAUCUUCAGAGCAGAAAGUGGACUUUCCGGAGCCUCUGGUAAAUGCUCACCAAGCUGCUUAUGCCUUUUUGAACCCUAGUAUAAACAAAUAUGAUGUUCUACUUGGACUUUUGGAACAAGCAACUCAAACUCAGGUGUCUGUGCAGCCUAUGGUUGCCUUUAUGGCUCUACGCUACGAGGGAAUAAUUCAGGGACUUGAAGAGAUGGCAGAUGAAGGAGAAAAAGUUUUAAAAGAAAAUGGAGAGCAUCUUGCCUGGCCAAGCCAAAUGAAAAACCUCUCAUCCUCUGCGCCUCUGAAGUCUGGCUCUGCUAAUAUUGAGCCCCCACCGGAUUUGUUACAGCAGCUGCUUCAGUACACCACACAGAGAAUGCGAAAUGUGAGCCAGACUGUUGGUGGAAUUGGGGACUCUGCUCUGGAGGAGGCAGUGGAGUACUUUGCCUCAGUCUCAGAGCUUUUAGAGGAGAAACUGAAAGUCAAACGUGCAGUAGAGACUAGGUUAAUGCGACUCCUAGCUCGCAUUGAAAUGGCCUCUUUGCGCAAGCCUGGGCCAGAGGAUUCUGCCCUCUUUAGUGAGGACAGUGGAAUUGGAGCUGAGAGUGAAUCCCUUGCUGGAUCUGAGAGACGCCAUAGACGAGAAAGUUGUGAGUCUACUGGGACAAACAGAACUACUCCUGUCAGUCCUAUGGGAUACACUUCCAUGAACAUUAGACGGGGAGGCUCAAGGCAAAAGCUUUUGAGUCAAAUAAGUCCAAGUGUUUCCCUCACCUCACUAAACUCACUGGGUUCUACGUGUACCAUCAUGGCUAAUGACCAAAGAGAUUCAUUGCUUGGAUCAGUCUCCUUAGAUGAUGGGGAGGAUGAUGAUGAUGAUGAGGAGGAGACAGACAGAGGUGUGGGAGCUGUGCAAGUAGCAUUCAGAAAGCGAUCAAAUUCUUCACCUGUAGACCGUCAACAACAACAUCCACGCCGCCAACCCUCAAAGCGCAUAGAGACUCCUCAAAAUGCGGAAAUGACUCUUAAACUAAAAAAUGCUAUUAGUGGUAGGAUACAGUUUGUUCCCUCACAAAACUCUAGUGCCAAAACAAAAGUAGCAGGCAGCCCAAAAACUAAUAGACGAGACUGGACGGAUGGAGCGGUACAAUCUCCAAGAAGGCCUCAAACAGCAGCACCUGUUCGGAAGGCAGUGGUGAAAAAGACCCCAGUGACAAGAGAGCAACGUUCCCGGUCAGCUGAAUCCUUGCGGAGCAAAGGGGAAGAUCCUACUUUGCUUGAACUAGAAAGGACACAGAAGGAUUUAAACCAGAGGUUGCAGAAGAUGGGUAAAAACAAAGUUGGAGGAAACACGAGAACUGCUCAGUUUAAACAAAAUCAAGGACCCUCUCCAGCACAAUCUCCAGCAAGAAUUCGCAAGCAUCCCUCAUUAGGUAAGGACAGCAAUCCCCAAGCACUGAAAGACAAAGCAGGCCUGACAAAGUGCAACAGUGAAAAACAGCAGAUGACGAGUGAUGCGGAAGAAGAAAAACUAAAAGACAAGAAAGCAUCCAAUGAUCUUAUUAAAGCUACCCCACCACCUAGCCCUCCUGCAUCACCCCGACCAUCUUCUGGCCUCUACAGGGGAAGGAAUUCUGUCAAAAAACUGAUUGAUACCUUCAGCCAAGGAAUAGAGGAGCUUGACGGUCCUAAAGUUUUGGGACCUCUCAAAGGUGUACGAAAGUGUGGUGUUCCAGUUUUACCUGGUUUAGGAAAUGUAGAGGCUGUGCUUAGUGCAGGGUUAACCAGCUGCAGGCCCGAAUCCAUUUCAUCGGAGAAAACAGAGUAUUUUGAUCUGGACAGUCUUCCUCCACCUCCACCGGAAGUGUUAAUGGACAAUUCUUUUGAAAGUGCCCAGAGUGUUUCAACUGGUUCAACAGUAGAUGGGGCUACAAAAGGAAGGUCUCCUGUAUUAAAAAGGGCUGCAAUAUCACAACGUUUGAGGGCCUCAGUUCAGUCAGUGACAGUGUUGCCAAGCAAAGGGGGAUUGCCACAGGCUUCUAAGGUUGUUUCCUUUGCUAGAGUGGACCAACAAGAUACAUCUGAUCUAUCAAAGGUCAGCCGACCAGAUGUUAAGACAGAGACAGACCCAAUAAUUGAAAAGAAUGCCUUAUGCCAACAACCUGGAAACCUAAGAAACUCUUCAGGCUCUCAGUUAGAGCGAUCAUCAACAAGUCACAUGGCAACAUCUGUCAAUCAAGGAGAAUCAACUGACAUGCAAGAUGGUGUCAACCUUUCAGUGCCUGGGCCUACCAAUACAGUGUAUACAGUGCCUCCUUCCACAGCAGUCACCAGCCAACCAUCUGCCACCCCACCUGUGUCUAGAGGGCGAAUGUUACCUUCCACACCUUCAACACCAAACAACUUACAUCGAAGACUUCCCAGUCCCCACAGUUUCAAAAAGCCACCUACUCCACCGUCUUCUACUAGCCCCCCUGUUAACAGGAGGCUUCCAACACCACCAGCUGUUCAAAGGAGACUCCCCAGCCCACCUGUUCCAAAGCAGAACAUUUUAAAUUCAAACCCAACCACCUCGUACCCUUUCAAAGCACCGUCUCCACCAGCCUCUCCAAAACUACAACGGUGGUCAAGGGAGAACAGUACAGAAGAUGUAUCUAGUACUCGUAUGAUCAGUAAUGCUCGUUCAGUCUUCUGCCCUGCAUCUCCGUCCAUGUUUGAGGCCCAGCCUUGUUCAGUUUCCCAGCCUCAUCAAGCAUGGACCUCCUCCAGAGUCGCUUUUCUCUCUCGUACUUGGGGGGGCCGUGGAAGGUUUCCUGUAUCUGUCCAAGGGCCAAGACCCUUUGUCCGGCGCAGCCAAUCAGACCGAAGGCCAAGUCUAUGUCUACCACCACGGUCACAAGGCAUCUCAGUGGCUGAGACUUGUGGGAGUGAGCCAUCAAUAUGUUCACAGGGGCUAGAUGAUGAACCAACCAGAGACCAAGAAUUAUGGGGAAGCCAAUCGGACCUCAGAGCUUCAUCACGCUCUGCGUCACACCCGGACUUGUGCGUUGUUGGACAGGCCUUGCACAGGGACUAA